AUUUCCUUGGAUUGUCUGGUAACGUAAUGGUAAGGACGUGGACUUGGUUACACCUAUUUUACUACCGUGCCGUAGAAGAGGAACAUGGACGUGACGCAGAGUGGUGGGGACACCGUGGAUGCCUUGAAAUUUUUUGCAAGGAAAAGGUCAGAUGCAGAGCCCGCAGGCAGUAGUAAGACUACUGAGGAAGUGGACUCUGUCCCCCACAGCAGUAAAACAGCCGACUCUGACCCUUACCGCUACAAGAUGGACUAUCCCUGCAUCGGAACCUGUCUGAUUAUCAACAAUAAGAACUUCCACAGUAGCACAGGGAUGACUGCUCGGAACGGGACAGAUGUAGAUGCUGCUGCUGCCAUGAAGACCUUCUCUAAGCUGGGUUAUAAGGUCGAUGUGAAAACUGAUCAGACCGUGGCAAAGAUGAAACAACUGUUGAGAUGUGCAUCCGAGAAGGACCACAGUAAGAGUGCAUCAUUUGCAUGUGUGUUGCUAAGUCAUGGAGACGAGGGCGUGAUAUAUGGCACCGACGGCGCUGAAAGGUUGGAGAAUCUGACAGAAUACUUUAAAGGAGAUCGCUGUAGGAGUCUGGUGGGGAAACCUAAGCUCUUCUUCAUACAGGCGUGCCGUGGGUUGGAGCUGGACGGCGGAUCCUGUGUUGAAGUCGAUAGUGUCGAUGCUCAAACAGAGAGGAUUCCUGUGGAGGCAGACUUCCUGUAUGCCUAUUCUACUGCUCCAGGCUACUACUCAUGGAGAAACACGCAGAACGGCUCCUGGUUCAUGCAGUCGCUGUGCGAGAUGCUGAACCGCUUCAGCGGAAAGCUGGAGCUGAUGCAGAUCAUGACCCGCGUCAACCACAAGGUGGCGGUCCACUUUGAGUCCUCCUCCAACCUGCCGGGAUUCAGUCGCAAGAAGCAGAUCCCCUGCAUCGUCUCAAUGUUGACCAAAGACUUCUACUUUGCUGAUUUCCACCCAUGAAUACUGCUUCGGGAAACCGAAUCAAGUGACUGUGCCGGCGUCACUAUAGUAUUUCAUUUCCUUCUAUUUUACC
This is a messenger RNA of Etheostoma cragini (Arkansas darter), 1045 nucleotides long. RefSeq names its product caspase-3-like. Lineage: Eukaryota; Metazoa; Chordata; Actinopteri; Perciformes; Percidae. The transcript is spliced from 7 exons. Bases 85 to 972 code for a protein of 295 amino acids. The record is from RefSeq and is a predicted model, not a curated record. Gene Ontology annotation, cellular component: cytoplasm. Gene Ontology annotation, biological process: erythrocyte differentiation; positive regulation of apoptotic process; keratinocyte differentiation.